UCUCGAACUCUCUCUCUCUUUGUGUACCGGUGUGCAUAGCCAGGACAUAUCGUCACGUGUGCCGCUGCUGUGCCACGUUGCUGUUGGCUGUUUUUUUUAUUUUGUCUAAACUUUGGUGUGCUGUGUGACGAUUCGGUUUGCGAACAAGUUUGCUCCGUUGAAAUUGGGGGGCCACCUUUCGAGAUGGGGCAGUUUGAUGGACCAUACCAAGAAGCAGCGGAGGAGUUGGUGAAGCAGCUGCGCAGCGUUAUCAUCACCCGUUCGAAGGAAGGUGCGACCUUGGAAGAGAUAAUAGAUGAUUACCGUGAGCUCACGGGCGAUCUCCUGCUGGAUAUCUUCGGUUCGCGGCAAAAUCUCGCGAACUAUCUGCCCUCGAUCGAUGGAAUCUGGCACUGGACGGGAGAUGGCGUGAUUCUGUGGUUCUGCAGCACUCCCAGGACGAAGCACCUGGUGGAACUAAUCAACGGACAAAAGUCUAACGUGCUGGAGAUCAGAAAUCAUCGGAACGACGCACCGGUUAGCUACAGCGUACCGGCCGAUCCUCCCCCCCCAAAGUUCUUCAAGGACAACAUGAGGCCGCCAAGGAAACCGUAUCAAAGCCGGUACAAGCAACCGUAUCCAACCAAGGAACGACGAUGGCGACCGUACAAUCGAUCACACCGACCGAAACUACCCAGAGCGGAUAAGCUAGAUGUCCGCCUGUUCGGACCUUCGUUCCACAAGCACCAGCUGGUGGGAGAUGACUUUUUCCUCUCCAUAGCUAAAUGUGAGCUUGACUAUUCGUUCGAUCAAGGUCACGAAAUAGCAAUGAGCGGCCUAUGCAUUUCCGGGUUGACACUGGCCGAGGCUGCAAGGCGGGUCGAAGCGGCCCCGUACAUCGCCUCCCAGGUGCUGGUGAAUGUUGGAACCGUCGAUCUGCUGCACGGUCGCCAGAUGAUUGAUCUGAUACAAGAUUUCGACAUGCUGAUGGAUCGGUUUCGUGAGCGCAACGUGGAACCGCUCAUGACAACGCUCGCACCGAUCGCGAAUACUGGCGGACGGUCGGUAAUGCAGGAACGUUUGUGCAAGUUCAACGAGUACAUCCGCUCAAGCUGCCCAAACUACAUCAAUCUGGACCGGUACUUCCAGAACGACGACGGAUCCGUGCGGUUCGAGUGCUACCAGCCCGGGCCGCGCACGGUCACCGGAAGUACCAUGCCGCACGUGCUGUGGAACAGUCUCGGUCGCAGACAUGUGCUACACGAGCUGGGCAACGAGCUGGCCAAUCGGAUAUGUGAGUCAUUUUUUUGGCGGAACAUCUAGAGGUGAUGGUGCUGAUUGCCGCUGGCUGCUGCUUCAUCUUCUUCUUGCUACCCACAAAAUGCUUAUACCGUGCAACCACCGCAACCGGGUACACCAAGAGUGUUCGAUUUUAAUGUGUUUUGCAGCUGAUUGUAUUGUGAUUCGUCUUAAUUCGUGUGAUAUGCGUAGUCUUACUACUCCCUCCUAGUGUUACUGUGUAAAGAAGUUCGCGGAUGGUGGCUGAUGGAUGGAGACUGUUUCACUCUCUCUUUACGAUCCGUCGAUCGGCUAAUGCAGAUGGUUUUGUGACGGCACUCGUGUACCCUACUCUCAAGAACCCCCACGCCCCUCCCUUCGAUGUCGACGUCGACGAGGUGAAAAUCCGAAGCGACAACGGUUCGUCCUCGUCCGGAGGACGAACUGGAGUGCCGCUUCGCCGAUUAGAGAUUAAUGCUCCGGAGCAUUCCCCGGAUUAGGCCACCACCGGCCCGAAGUCUUACCGGUGUCUUCGUGUCUGGCCCCGUUACGCGGAAUCUCCAUCGAAACGUGUAAUUUUCGACAAAGUGAGUUCGAUGCAUCGAUGGUUUGCGGGAUGUCCUGUGCCGCCGUCGCCGGCGACGACGACAACGACGACGAUUCAUCGAACCAGCGAUCCAUCGUGAGGUGUAACGACGUGACGAAACAAAGACCAUCGCACUUCAUUGCUGACACAAGGAUUUCAUCGUACGGAGCGAAACCAAUCCACCGGGCAACCGAGCUACGACCACGUUUGAUGACGCGUCAUCAAAUUCCGGGAUUGAUCAUGAUCAAUUAGCUCCAGCCCCAUUUUUCCUGCCUUCUCAGCAUCUUUGCGGCUUCAUAUUGUUGUGUUAUGUGUUGUGUGUACAUAAAAAUAUAUUUGUGAAAAUGUA
Molecule: messenger RNA, 2192 nt
Organism: Anopheles aquasalis
Lineage: Eukaryota; Metazoa; Arthropoda; Insecta; Diptera; Culicidae
Gene: osk
Product: oskar
Source: RefSeq, a predicted model, not a curated record